Messenger RNA from Callorhinchus milii (elephant shark), 1733 nucleotides. RefSeq names its product reticulocalbin 1, EF-hand calcium binding domain (gene rcn1). The record is from RefSeq and is a predicted model, not a curated record. Gene Ontology annotation, molecular function: calcium ion binding. Gene Ontology annotation, cellular component: endoplasmic reticulum. NCBI's taxonomy places the organism in Eukaryota, Metazoa, Chordata, Chondrichthyes, Chimaeriformes, Callorhinchidae. The transcript has 6 exons. The coding region runs from base 1 to 963 and encodes 320 amino acids.
AUGGUGACCCCCAGGAUCGCCUACUUGCUGUUGCUGUGCGUUGGGGGAGUUUCCUCCAAACCCACUUUCAGGACCGAGAGGAUCCACUCGGACCCGGAGCUGAGUGACCAAACCCACCAGGACACCGAGAGCUUCCAGUACGACCACGAGGCCUUUCUGGGCAAAGAAGAAGCCACGACUUUCGAUCAACUCACUCCAGAGGAGAGCCAAGAGAGGCUCGGAAAAAUCGUAGACCGGAUAGAUGACAACAAGGAUCAGUUUGUUACCACCGAGGAACUCAAAGCCUGGAUUAAACGGGUGCAGAAACGUUAUAUUUAUGAAAACGUCGCAAAAGUGUGGAGGGAUUACGACCUCAACAAGGACAAUAAAAUAGCCUGGGACGAAUACAAGCAAGCGACCUACGGAUAUUACUUGGAAAACCCUGAAGAGUUCCAGGACAUCGCUGAUCAGCUCAGCUUUAAGAAGAUGCUGCACCGAGACGAACGCAGAUUCAAAUCGGCGGAUAUCGAUGGUGAUCUGGUGGCCACCAGGGAAGAGUUCACUGCCUUCCUUCACCCUGAGGAGUUUGAGCACAUGAAGGAAAUUGUCGUCCUUGAAACGCUGGAAGACAUUGAUAAGGAUGGAAACGGAUUCAUUGAUGAGGAUGAGUACAUUGCUGAUAUGUUCGCCCACGUGGAAGGUGUGGCAGAACCUGACUGGGUUCAGACUGAACGUGAGCAGUUUUCCGAUUUUCGAGACUUAAAUAAGGACGGGAAGAUGGAUAAAGCUGAAAUCCGGCAUUGGAUCCUCCCGCAAGAUUACGACCACGCACAGGCUGAAGCCAGACACCUGGUGUACGAGUCGGACAAAGAUAAGGACCAGAAGUUAUCAAAACAAGAAAUCUUAGAUAACUGGAACAUGUUUGUGGGCAGCCAGGCCACCAACUACGGUGAGGAUCUCACACGGGACCACGACGAGUUAUGAUACUGAGAAGAAAAAAGAGAAAAGGGAUUUUGCAGGGAUUUGGGGGUUUUCCCGAACAAACAUUUUUUUCAAAAAUCAAAUUCACGUCGAUGCUAAAAGGAGCCAAGAGGGCUUUCGAAAUCGGACUGCAGUAUUUUUUUGCCGCGUUGUAAAGUGACUGAAGUUGGGCCAGUUUCGUCCUCCUAAUUCAAUACGUACUUUACCUCAUUAACUAAUGGGGCCACUGUGCCCGUUAAUACCUUUGCACCAAUUGCAAGGCAGUGUUGAUCUACAUAUGUAGUGUGUGUGUGUGCGCGUGUGUGUGUUUUUAAAAAAAAAGCCAAAACUGUACAAAUCCGUACUUACACUUGACCUGUAGACUGUAGGUUGAACAAAUUUGGGGUCUCUUUCCACCCCCUCCCCCACCAACUGCCCGCCCACGUAGGACAUGUGGCAUAUAGUCUGCUUUAUAAAUGAAACGUCAGCAAGGUCUCCCACACUGGGGCAGCCAAGAGUUGUCUUGUCUGGCCUUGUUCCAAAAUGAGCUCCAUAUGGACCCAUCUUAGUGAAUGCAGGGUGCGAGAGACAAAUGUAGUUUGAUUUUAAUGUUCCUUGUCUUCAAUUUCGCUGCAAUCUGUCUUUUCAAAUAGCGCCAAAACCAUCCAUCCAUCCACUGCGCUCUUACCAUUUGGUACUGGAAGGUUGAACGUGUGUGUGGAACAAAUGGAAUGCUUCGUUGAUUUCCCAGUUACAUGACUCUGGAAGCAUCUCCUGACGAUCUGAGCCACGGC